AAGAGAUAAAGCAAAUUCCGUGGAAUUAUCGUAGGAAUCUACCAAUCUGACAACUGAAUUUCUCUGUGUCAACUUCACGUGCAAGGUUGUCCUAACAAACCCAUCUCUCAUUUUUAACUAAAAACGAGAAAAGAGAAUCAAAAUCAAGCUUUCAGCUCUUAAAUUGUAUCUAUCCAUGGCUUCUCCUCCGAGAAAACCCCUAUCUCUUGGCUUUUGCAUGGUCUCGUUGAGCUUCUUCUUCUUCUCCUGUUCUGUCUUAGCUUCUAGAACUUUCCCUUCAGAUACCGACAAAGUCGAAUUGGGUCUCUACUACGAGUCAUUGUGUCCGUACAGUGCCAAUUUUAUUAUAAAUUAUUUAGUUAAGGUCUUUGAAGAUGAUGACCUCCUCUCGGUCGUUGAUCUUCAUCUUUACCCUUGGGGUAAUGCCAAAAUCAGAAACGGCACCAACACCACCUUCGAUUGUCAGCAUGGUCCAUCUGAAUGCUUGUUGAACACUGUGGAAGCUUGUGCUAUUGCUAUCUGGCCUGACGUGGUAAGCCUUGGUUUCAAUGUAGUAUGA
Pistacia vera is the source of this 559-nucleotide messenger RNA. RefSeq names its product gamma-interferon-responsive lysosomal thiol protein-like. The coding region runs from base 176 to 559 and encodes 127 amino acids. Gene Ontology annotation, molecular function: oxidoreductase activity, acting on a sulfur group of donors, disulfide as acceptor. The record is from RefSeq and is a predicted model, not a curated record. The transcript has 2 exons. NCBI's taxonomy places the organism in Eukaryota, Viridiplantae, Streptophyta, Magnoliopsida, Sapindales, Anacardiaceae.